Messenger RNA from Phaeoacremonium minimum UCRPA7, 2088 nucleotides. RefSeq names its product putative vacuolar protein sorting-associated protein 33a protein. Gene Ontology annotation, cellular component: fungal-type vacuole; CORVET complex. NCBI's taxonomy places the organism in Eukaryota, Fungi, Ascomycota, Sordariomycetes, Togniniales, Togniniaceae. The coding region runs from base 1 to 2088 and encodes 695 amino acids. Gene Ontology annotation, biological process: vesicle-mediated transport; intracellular protein transport. The transcript is spliced from 5 exons. The record is from RefSeq and is a predicted model, not a curated record.
AUGAAGGGUCCAGUCUUAGAGUGCCUGGGCGGGGCGGAGCCUGUGACGCACCGACUACCGAGCUACCUCAUGAGGCUGCAUGGAGAGGCAGACAUGGCCCCUCAUGUAGGCUUUGACACUGAGCAGAUAAGAGACAAGGCUCGAAAGGACCUUCUCUACCUUCUUUCCGGGGUCCAAGGGAAGAAGAAUCUCGUGAUUGAGCAGAACCUCGCCGGGCCAAUCGGGACAAUCGUCAAAGUUUCCACGCUUCAGGACUAUGGAGUCGACAAGUUCUACUUUCUCGAGAGCAAUAAUGUCGGCACCAACCAGCGAAACGUCGUAUUUCUUGCGCGAGGAGAGAGUGCGCGGCACGCCCAGGCCAUCGCAGACCAGAUAAGACGACUGCAACGUGAGAGCCAAACGGGCCAUGAAUUUCACAUCUUCUGGGUGCCUCGCCGCACCUUAGUUUCCGACAAGCUACUGGAAGAAGCUGGUGUGUUGGGCGACGUGAACAUCUCCGAAUUACCGCUCUACUUCUUCCCUCUGGAACGAGAUGUCCUCUCUCUAGAGCUGGAAGACUCCUUUCAGGAUCUCUACCUUGCUAAGGAUCCAACGUCCACCUUUCUCCUUGCUAAGGCCUUGAUGGGCAUCCAGCAGAAACAGGGCCUCUUCCCGCGGAUGAUCGGCCAAGGCGACAAUGCUAAGCGUGUCGCUGAAUUGCUUGCCCGCAUGCGACAAGAAUUGCUUGCUGGCGAGACUGGUCACGAUGGCGAUAAGCUGGGUUUAUCUCCGAGCACGACAACUGAGAGCGUGAUCAUCAUUGAUCGAGAUGUCGACUUCGUUACUCCUCUACUCACACAGCUCACCUACGAAGGGCUCAUCGAUGAGAUAUUUGGCAUACAAAACAAUCAAACCGAUGUUGACUCGACUAUCGUCGGAGCACCACCCCAAGCCGCGCAAAGCUCCUCCGCCUCGCCCCCUCCUAGCAAUCAAUCGAGAAGACGGAAGAUCCAGCUCGACUCCUCCGAUAAACUAUUUGACCAGCUUCGAGACACGAAUUUCGCCAUAGUGGGAAGUCUGCUGAACAAGGUGGCUCGUCGACUACGAAACGAUUACGAUAGUCGACAUAGCUCAAAGACUACAGCCGAAUUGAAGGCCUUUGUCUCGAAACUCCCGGGUUAUCAAGCCGAGCAGCAAAGUCUUAAGAUCCAUACAGGACUAGCUGAGGAGAUCAUCAAAUUUACACGAACGGAUCAGUUCAGUAGACUACUCGAGGUUCAGCAAAAUCUAGCAGCUGGUGCUGACCCAUCAUCACAAUUCGACGUGAUUGAAGAAUUGAUCGCCAGAGACACACCCCUACCGGAGAUACUACGUCUUCUCUGCAUAUACUCCUGUAUAUCCGGCGGAAUCAAAACGAAAGAGUUCGACCAGUUUCGGAGGCUUAUCCUCGAAGGGUACGGCUACCAACACCUGCUUACCUUGAACAACCUCGAGAAACUGCAACUAUUCCUGUCGAGAUCAUCUCCGAUGGCAUCCAUGAUACCCAUGACGGGCUCUGCGGGAGCCACCGGCACGAAGACCAAUUAUACAUAUUUGCGAAAGCAACUUCGACUCAUCGUAGAUGAAGUCAAUGAGCACGACCCGAACGAUAUUGCAUACGUCUACAGUGGAUAUGCCCCGCUCUCGAUUCGUCUCGUUCAAUGCAUCUUACAGAAGCAGUAUCUUCUUUCUAUCACAAGGGGCAAUGGCGUGACUGGCGGAUCCGGUGCGGUAGGUGGAGGUCAAGGAUGGCGUGGAUUCGAUGAGGCCGUGAAACACGCGAGAGGCCAGACAUUUGACGAGUUGCAGAAGGGCGAAGAUAAAGCCGUCAAGGCUCGCGCUUUGCUGUCGAAUAGCGGGGAGAAGAAGACGGUCUUUGUAGUAUUCGUUGGCGGAGUUACCUUCACAGAGAUUGCGGCCUUGCGCUUCAUUGCGAAGAAGGAAGAAGCUCGACGGAAUAUUGUCAUCUGUACCACAUCGAUUAUCAGCGGCAACAAGAUGAUGGCUGCAGCUGUGGAAAAGGAGUCUUUCGGGACACCAGCUGCAGCACCGGCACCUGCAGAGCCCUGA